Molecule: messenger RNA, 261 nt
Organism: Dibothriocephalus latus
Lineage: Eukaryota; Metazoa; Platyhelminthes; Cestoda; Diphyllobothriidea; Diphyllobothriidae
Source: the annotation of a GenBank genome assembly
AUGGCCGACGACCUGCGCUCUCAAGGCUUUGAAAUAGUCACAGACGAGAAUGGCCAAGAACUAGUGAAACUUAUGUUUAUGGAUGAGAAUAAUGAAACUUCCGGAUAUGCUCUGGUUUCCACCGAAGAUGCCAAGAAGAUAAUGACAGGAGAAGCCACAUUACAAAAUGAGCAGGAGGAUGGAGCAAAUCCCACGGCAACAGUUGAUGAAGCCGGGGAAGAGCCGGUCGCUGCCGCUGCUGCUGACGAUUUCGCUGCCUCU